Messenger RNA from Paramuricea clavata, 1413 nucleotides. Lineage: Eukaryota; Metazoa; Cnidaria; Anthozoa; Malacalcyonacea; Plexauridae. The record is from the annotation of a GenBank genome assembly.
AUGGUUGACUCGCUAAAUGUCCCUGCAAUCACAAAGUUCUCUCAUCUACAGGAACUUGUAGAGCCGCAUAUUCGAAGUGCAAUUGAUUGUCUGCCAUUUACUGAUGAAGGGUAUAAGCGAGCCAUGAAAUAUUUAAGAGAUAAAUACGGUCACCUGAUGAAGUUAUGGGUCUUAUGCUACCAAUAUUAUUGAAUUGCCAUUUCUAGCUGACUCUCAGCGAGAAGUUCCAAAAAUACAUAGAUUUUACGAACAGUUGCUAUUUAAUGUUGAAAGUCUUGAGACACUCGGGGAAACUUAACACUAUCCUUUACCAGCAAAUUGUUACUAUAUAUAUUAUAAGACAAUAUCUUAAACUGUAGUUGUAAAUAAAAACUGUAUAAACUAUGAAAUUUGCAAGAAUUUAUCAAGAUGAUAUUUAACAAAUAUAAAACAUUUUCCGUGUUGAUAUACAGUUAUAUCAACACAAGUGGAAAUUGGGAAAAUGAGAAAUUGUGUGGAAACACGACGCCUGAUGGGCGGCGUGUUUUCUCACAAUUUUGAGUUUUCCCAAUUUCCACGAGUGUUGAUAUAACUGUAUAUCAAUACAGAAAAAAAUGUUUUAUAUUUGUUUUAUAAUAUAGCACAAAGAAACAUAAAGAAAGAAAUUUUCCGACAUUUCCAUGUUGACAUUGAGUUAUAUCAACACAGCUCUUAGCCAAUCAGCAUUCAGAAUUUACAAAUGCUAUAUUAUAAUAAUUCAAUAUAUUAAAACAUUUGACAUGCAAAUCGAAGCAUGUAAACUUAAAACUUUAUUUGCCAACAUUUGGCACUCUAAGCCUCAGAACAAAUUGUGGUUUCCACUUUCGCAAUAAAUAGUACUUCAUGCAGGCUAUCAUGCCAUCUGAUCUUGUUGAAUAUGAUUUCAGCCAUUUUUCUGAAUUUUUGUCGUAACAUAUUUUUUAUUUAUUUUUAACAAAAUAAGAAAAGGAACAUGUUCCUCAUACUCGUUACAUUUGAAGUAAUUUUAACCUGUAAUUAAUUACGUUUUUACAAAUGUAACGAACAACAUAAUUAAUUACAGGUUAAAAUUACUUCAAAUGUAACGAGUACACAGUAAUGUGUUACAAUUGUAACAAGUAUUUACAGCCCUGACUGCAACAUACCAAGUUGCAUGUGUUCCUUUUGUCAGUCUAUACUACCUAACAUAUCCCAAGUUUUUAUUAAAUUGCAGUUCCUUUCCUUGUGUUUUCUAGAGAAUAUGCUCUGCCGUCGUGUACACAGGACGCCUCCAUGCCUUCAUCUGGCCAGCAGCCUUCCUCUCCUUGUCCUGUUGAGUCGGAGCAACAUCCUUCAGACGGCCCAUACAUUGGAUUACCCGAAUUGGUUUCGUUUCCUCACAAACUGUAUCGUUUGCUCACAAACUGUGCUGCCUGA